Messenger RNA from Striga hermonthica, 1071 nucleotides. The record is from the annotation of a GenBank genome assembly. NCBI's taxonomy places the organism in Eukaryota, Viridiplantae, Streptophyta, Magnoliopsida, Lamiales, Orobanchaceae.
AUGUUAAGUCGCCGCGCAGCCGCCUCCGCCACCGCUACCUUAUCUCGUACUCUGUCCCUUCUCAAUCCGGCCAAACACACCACAGCCAGAUUUUCGACCACCUCACCGACGAACCCUCCUUACCAUCAGCCACCGCCUUGGCUUAUGCUGCCGCCGACCUUUGACGCCGCCAACAACAUGGUUCAUAACUUUUACGUUCUCGGAGAGAACCAAGUGAUGAGCCUCGUAAAGGGAGAAGAGGAGGAUGAAGAUGAAGAUAAGGAUGAGGAUGAGGAUGAGGAUGAAGACGAGCUCUGGCCGGACCGCAAUUUUAAGGCGAUGGGGUCCUCCCCCGGCUGGCUCGUCUUUCUCGACACCCGAACCAGCCACCUCUUCAUCUCCGAUCCCAUCCUUGCCUUCAACAUGAAGCUUCCGCCCAUCCACACCCUGCCAUCACCACAGGAUGAGGACGCCCACUGCCAAGUCACCAGCAUCGCUCUCAACUCCUGUCCCGCUCUCUUUAACAAAGGCCGUACCAGGAAUUACCCGGCUACCUCGUCCGAGGAGGUGCGCGAGUACAAUUUCCUUGUGGUCGCUGAGCCGUCAGGAGAUCUCUUCCACGUGAGGCGGUUUGUGACGGUGGAUAGUUCGGGACCACUCGGUUAUGGUGGGCCGAGGAUGGGUUUUUAUCACGGUUCCCCUUACAGGACUCUCGGUUUCAAUAUCCACAGGUACGACCCAGACACUGGCUUGUUUGUGUACAUGGAUUGCUCACUAGACGGGCUUGCGUUUUUCGUCGGGUGCAACAACGGGCUUGCGAUCCACACUGAUCAGUACCCUGAGCUGAAGCCCGACUCCAUUUACUACACAGCGCCACCGGGAUGGAUCAAUUGGAGCUACGGUGGCCAUGACGUUGGCAUCUUCAAUAAUCGAGACAAGACUUUUUCACCCUGUUUUUAUCCUCCUGACGUGCAGAGCAAGAAAAUGGUUAGUGGACCCAUGUGGUUUAGGCCCAGAAAAAUGUCGAGGCGUACGUUCCUCGUGCACAACCACGAUGGUACUCUCACUAUUACUCCCAAACUUCCAAAGUAA